AUGAAUGGAUAAGAAGAUUAACUACUUUAGGCAUUUGACUGGUUAAUAUAUGCUAACUAAAGCAGAAUUCCAAAAAUAUUAGAUUUUGAAUAACAGUUAUUUUAGUUCGAUGUGAAAGACCAAGCUCUCCCUAGUCAUUUUUAGGUUGUGAUUAAUAAUCCAGAAAGAUAAAAUACAUAAUUAUAUCUCAAUAAUCAUUUCACUAGCGUUCACUAUGAAGAAUCUUUUGCAGAUUUAAAAUAUAUUAAAAAAGGGUAAUUAGAACGAAGAAUUUUAAAAGAUAUUUAUGAGCAUGAUGUAGAUUUAAUGGGUUUUUAAUUCGAUUAAAAUUAAGUUGAAUCUGAAAUGUUAGAUAUAGGCUAUAAGCGCGCAUUAGAUGAAGUAGAUUUACACUUAAAAAAUCCUUUUACAACAACUUUUAGCUAUGAUUAUAUGGAUAACGAAUUUACAGGAUUUUAAGACUAAAUGGUGUAGAAUAAUUCAUUUAAGAAUUAUUCAACAGAUCAAUCUUAAGAUAAUACACAACAACAAUAAAAAGGCUAGUAAUUAUUAAACGAAUAUUACAAUCAAGGUAAUGCAAGCUAAGAAAUAAAUGCUUAAUAAGUUUAAGGUUAUUAAUCGCAAAAUAAUAUAGUUGAGGACUUUUAAGUCUUGGGAAAUCAGGUAGAAUAAUACUUAGCUGAACUAAGAUAAAAAUAGCAAAGCAUUAAAAAUAGAAUUAAUAUUCCUUAGCUUUCACUAGAAGAUCUCAUUAAAGUGAAUAAAUUUAGCAGAGUCCUUUCUAUUUUCUAAAAAGCAGGUUAAAAAGAAGCAAAAAAGCACAAAGUUAUUUAAAAAUCUACUGUAGACAUGGACCCAGAAGAGAUUUUCAAACAAUUAAAAAGUGAGUGGGUAGAAGAAUAAAAAGAAGAGGAAGAAUUAAAAUAAUCUUAUGAGCUGUAAAUUUUAGCAAAUUUAGAUUUUGAUGUUAUGAUAGACAAAGUAGAAGAAAAAAUACAAUUUGAGGAAUAGCAACUACUUGAAAAGGUCAAAAAGAUGUAGGAAGAAUUAAAAUCUCAAAGCUUCGAGAUGCAAGAAGACCAAAUUUAUUCUCUAGGAUAGCAAAAUAAAAUGGAAUAAUUUAAUAAAAUUAAAUUGGUGGAUACUUAAGAAAUCAAUGAAAAAAAAUUAUAAUUGUCUUCAUCUUACGAUUGGGCAGUCGAAGAUCAGUUUAAUUUAGCUAAAUUUUAUGAGGAAGUACCCAAAGAAAAAAUGGCGUAAUAAUAUCCUUUUGAGCUCGAUGCUUUCCAAAAGAGGUCAGUUUACAGAAUAGAAAGAAAAGAAAGUGUUUUUGUUUGUGCUCAUACAUCUGCAGGUAAAACAGUAGUUGCUGAAUACGCAAUAGCUAUUUCUAAAAAGCUUAAUAGAAAAGCAAUUUAUACUUCUCCUAUUAAAGCUUUAUCAAACCAAAAGUAUAGAGAUUUUAAGUAAAAAUACGGUGAUGAUGUAGGUCUAGUUACUGGUGAUGUGUAACUCAACCCCAAUGCAAAUUGUUUAAUUGUAACAACAGAAAUUUUGAGAAAUAUGCUCUACAGAAACAACGAUAUAAUUAGAGAUAUUGAAUGGGUUAUAUUUGAUGAAGUUCAUUAUUUAAAUAAUCCUGAGAGAGGUCUGGUUUGGGAAGAAACAAUUAUUAUGCUUCCUGAGACAGUCGGUUUUGUAAUGCUCAGUGCAACAGUUCCGAAUUACAUGGAAUUCGCUAAUUGGGUAGGAAGAACUAAAAAAAGAAAAAUUUAUGUAUAAAAAACUGAUUUUAGACCUGUUCCCUUAGAACAUUCUAUUUAUUUAAAUGGCUCAAUAGAAGUAAUUAAGCAAGGAGACAAUCGUUUUAAUGCCACUGAUUAUGACUAAUUUAAGAACAGAAUUAUAAAAACAUACAUGAAUCAGAAGAAUUAAUUAACUGCAUAAAAGAAAUCAUUAAAGCUUGAAAAGUAUCAAAAAGGAAUUCUAAAAAAUACAAAUACAUCGAUGAGAAACAAAAGAACAAUGAAAGCAAUCACUGAAAAAUUCAUUAAAUCCACUGAUGAAGACGAUUACAAUUCUUCAAGCAGUACAAACGAAGGAUUUAAUUUGAUGUAACUCCUAAUUAAAUGCUAAAAUGAAAACUUACUACCCUGUGUUAUUUUCUGCUUUUCUAAAAGGAAAAUAGACGAAAUAGCAAAUUAAAUUAAAUAACUUAACUUUUGUGAUUAUGAGGAAACUGUAAGAAUAGAAUAUUAUUUCAGGUAGUGUUCCAGAAAGAUUAAGUCAAGAGAUUUAAAUGUGCCUUAAAUACAAACCAUUAAAGAUUUACUUCUUAGAGGUAUAGGUAUCCAUCAUGGUGAUGUUAUUCCUUUCAUGAAAGAAGUUGUUGAAAUUCUUUUCUCACAAAGCCUUAUAAAAGUUCUAAUUGCUACAGAAACAUUUGCUAUGGGUAUUAAUAUGCCUACAAAAACAGUUAUUUUCCACUCUCUUAAAAAGUUUGACUCUUCUGGUGAAAGACUGCUGAAUUCAUCAGAAUUUACUUAAAUGAGUGGUAGAGCAGGUAGAAGAGGUUUAGAUGUAAAGGGAAAUGUUAUAAUUUUUGUUAAUUCAAUUGAGUAGCUUCCAUCUAAAAAUGACUUAAAUAUCAUAAUGGACACUAAGGGAUAAUAUUUGGAAUCUAAAUUUAAAAUCACAUAUGAAACAAUCAUCAACUUGCUUAAUUCUAAUGUACUUAAUGUAAUUGAUAUGAUGAAGAAAAGUUAUUAAGAGAAUCACAAAUAUGCUUAGUUACCAAACAAUAUCAAGAAAAUAAAAGAACUUAAAUUAAAAUAUUUAGAAUUAAAGAAUAUGAAAUGCAAAUUACAACCUCCAGGAAUCGAUGAACUUCCUAUUGAGAAAUACAUAUAAAGUUCUUAAAUUAUGAGAUAAUUAAAUAAAAACUAUUUCUAACAAGUAAAAACAUACAUGGUAGAAAAGAUGGAGCUUCCUUCUUACUGUGUCAUGUACGAUGACGUUUACAAAUUCUAUUUUGGGAUGAUUAUUUAUAUCAAUCUUAAAGAUAAAUACGAAGACAGAUUCCUAUAUGUUUUAUAUGUAGAUAGUAUUGAUGUCCAACAAGGACCUAUUUUUAAUUUCCAAGAAGAUGCAUUCCACUCACAUGUUGUCGAAAAUCACCAUUACUGUGAUGAAUCUAACGACUACAAAGAAUAUACUUACAAAAUAUUUAAGCUGCCCGUUUCUUGCAUUUGUAAGAUAUACGAAGAUGACCCUGGAAUUGAAGAUGGAGAAUUAGAAGAUUAAGAAUAUGUUUAAUCAUGCGUUAAGUUGCUUAUUUCUAAAAAAAAUUAAUUUAAAGAGGUUUUUCUAUCUGAAGAAAUCUCAUCUAAAAAAAUGAAGAGGAAAAAAUUCUUGGAUAUGAAAUUCUAAAACACAACUGACAUAUCAAAAUCUGCACUAAAUAAUAAUUUAGACUCAAUAUAAACUUCACUUUGUCAUUAAUGUGAUAUCAAAGAUUUGCAUAUUAGCCAAGUCUUCGAAAGAAAGUAAAUUAAAACUGAUCUAGAAGAACUUAUUAAAAAAGUAGAUGAAAAUGACUUAAAUCAAAGAACAAGUUUUGAAAGUAAAUUGAAGAUUUUGAAAAGAUUUGGUUAUGUUGAUUUAGUUAACAAACCUACUUUUAAGGCUCGUAUAGCUAAAGAAAUACAAAAUAUUUAUGUCACAGAGGUAAUAUUCUAAGAAUCUCUUGAAUCUUUAGAAGAAUGUGACAUAGCAGCUCUUCUAAGUGGUUUUGUAUGUUAAGCUAAAUCUAAAAGUGCAGUUAAAUAUGACCCAAUAGAUGACUUUAGCCCUUUCUAUCCUAAUUAUGAUAAUUUUAUGGAAUCUUAUCUAGAAAUUAUAUAAUCUGUCAAGGCUGUUAUCUCUUACGAAUGUUAAUUCGGAGUUAUUCAAUGUGGUAAUGAAGAUGACUAUAUGUUUGAUCAAGUUUAUAUAAGAGACUUAAUUGAAGUUGUAUACUAAUGGAUGAAUGGAAUGGAUUUCUAAAAUAUUUGCGAAAUGACAUCUAUAUAAGAAGGUGCUAUAGUAAGAAGCUUCCUUAGACUUGAAAAUUUACUCAAAAAUGUAAGAAAUGGUUAUAUUAUUAUGGGAAAUUAUGCAAUGGGAGUUAAACUAGACAGAUGCAUGGAAAUGCUCAAGAAAGAUAUAAUUUUUUCUAAAAGUUUGUAUUUAGACUAAGACGAUCAUUGA
Messenger RNA from Tetrahymena thermophila SB210, 4248 nucleotides. RefSeq names its product DEAD/DEAH-box helicase family protein. Gene Ontology annotation, molecular function: RNA binding; RNA helicase activity; ATP binding. Lineage: Eukaryota; Ciliophora; Oligohymenophorea; Hymenostomatida; Tetrahymenidae. The record is from RefSeq and is a predicted model, not a curated record. The transcript is spliced from 10 exons. Gene Ontology annotation, biological process: nuclear-transcribed mRNA catabolic process, 3'-5' exonucleolytic nonsense-mediated decay. Gene Ontology annotation, cellular component: Ski complex.